UGCCACGGUAACCCUGAUUGGCUGAACCGCUGUCACCCUGGGCCAAUCAGAGUUGAAUGCGUUCAGUGCGAGUAAAAUAAAUCGUUUGAUAUUCAUUUAUAUCGCAACAUGAAAUACACAUUUUAUUUGUUGUUUUUGUGUGCAUCGAUGUACCGUUUUUCUAUGUGGACGGUUGUUGUUUUUCUUCCGUGCGGGGAAUGAGAAGAGUAUCCUACCGAUGCGGACUUUAGUGGAGAAGUAUCGUUAACGGAACGGUACCGGGUGGCAAUGGCGGCCAGUCUGCCGGAGAGAGAGAGCGAUGAUGGAGACUUCUACCGGAGAGGCAGCGGAUCGGUUCUAGAUUCUCCACCAACCUGAGUGAUGCCGUGGCCUUGUGCCUCGCAGUUAGACAAUGAACCGAUUCCCCCGACCUGCCAGAUGACCGGGACCGCUCUCUCUGACACUACCAGACCGCUGCAGUCGACCGGACCGCUGACCACGUUGCCUGACCGGGCCGCUGACCGCGUUGCCUGACCGGGGUUGUGACCGUACUGCGUGUAGGGGUGAUGGAGUACCACAGUAGUGGUAGCCUGCCCCUGCUGGGUCGACCCAGGUACUGCUCUGGGGCCAGCUCCAACGGAGGAUACCUCUGUGAGACAGGACACUGCUGUGGGGAGACAGGCUGCUGCACCUAUUACUAUGAACUGUGGUGGUUCUGGCUGCUGUGGACAGUUCUGAUCCUGUUCAGUUGUUGCUGUGCUUACCGACACCGCCGGGCUAAACUCAGAGUCCAACAGCAGCAGAGACAGAGAGAGAUCAACCUACUGGCCUACCAUGGAGCUACAUCCUACCCCUCCUCCAUGUUAGACCUCAGUUUCCUGGCGUCUCUGAAGCUCCCGUCCUAUGAAGAGGUAGCAGCUCAGCCCUCCACUCCCCCACCUCCCUACAGCACUGUGUUCGCUGCCCAGGGGGGUGCCGCUCGCUACCCCCAGCCACCCCACCAUCCCCCGGGAUCACACCCCCACCCAGGCACCAGCGCCAGCGCUGCACCGUCCUCCUUCAGCUCUGACAACAGCUCCAGCUGUUCCUGUGAGUCUUGCUGUCCAUCUUCUCCCUGUAGCACCUACGAGACCGACACAAGCCGCGCUUCCACGCCCACAACACUGUCCCGAUACGCUGCAGAGACCACUGCUGCUGUUGUCCUGGAGACAGUUGCCACGGUAACAUCCUCGGAGACGAUCGUCUCGGUAUCUUCAGAGACAGAGGCGCAUGUUGCCGGCGGCAACGGGAGGGGUGUUGUUGCCGAUGAUGCGUUUAGUGUUGUUAUAACCUCAGAGGCCGACAAUAACUUAAGCGAACAAUCUACAGAACCUGCACAGGUGCACUACUUUCCCGGUGCUACCAUGGAAACUGUUACUAUGGAGACAGAUGUCUGUAAUGUAGCUCCUCUCUCUUCUCGUACCUCACCCACGUCUACAGAACACCCUCUUGUUGCUACGACAACAGAACACCCUCUAGCUGGGACUGCUUGUCCUUCAACCAAUCCAGGCCACGACAGACCAUCCUCUCCCCACAGCCCCUCCCCCACACCAUCCUCUCCACACAACCCCUCCCCCACACCAUCCUCUCCACACAACCCCUCCCCCAUACCAUCCUCUCUCCUUUACCCUACCCCCACCCCCACCUCUGCUGUCCCCUCCCCUACCACUCCCACCUCUGCUGACCCCUCCCCUACCACCCCCACCUCUGCUGACCCCUCCCCUACCACCCCCACCUCUGCUGACCCCUCCCCUACCACCCCCACCUCUGCUGACCCCUCCCCUGCCCAAGCUCCUACCCUAACCCUAGCCUCUCCAGCUCCUACCCUCUCUGCUCCGCUCUCUCCAGCCCCUACCCCCUCUGCUCCGGUCUCUCCAGACCCUACCCCCUCUGCCCCGGUCUCUCCAGACCCUACCCCCUCUGCUCCGGUCUCUCCAGACCCUACCCCCUCUGCCCCGGUCUCUCCAGCUCCUACCCCCUCUGCUCCGGUCUCUCCAGACCCUACCCCCUCUGCCCCGGUCUCUCCAGACCCUACCCCCUCUGCCCCGGUCUCUCCAGACCCUACCCCCUCUGCCCCGGUCUCUCCAGCUCCUACCCCCUCUGCCCCGGUCUCUCCAGCUCCUACCCCCUCUGCCCCGGUCUCUCCAGCUCCUACCCCCUCUGCCCCGGUCUCUCCAGCUCCUACCCCCUCUGCCCCGGUCUCUCCAGCUCCUACCCCCUCUGCCCCGGUCUCUCCAGACCCUACCCCCUCUGCUCCGGUCUCUCCAGACCCUACCCCCUCUGCUCCGGUCUCUCCAGCUCCUACCCCCUCUGCCCCGGUCUCUCCAGCUCCUACCCCCUCUGCCCCGGUCUCUCCAGACCCUACCCCCUCUGCUCCGGUCUCUCCAGACCCUACCCCCUCUGCUCCGGUCUCUCCAGCUCCUACCCCCUCUGCCCCGGUCUCUCCAGACCUUACCCCCUCUGCCCCGGUCUCUCCAGCUCCUACCCCCUCUGCCCCGGUCUCUCCAGCUCCUAACCCCUCUGCUCCGGUCUCUCCAGACCCUACCCCCUCUGCUCCGGUCUCUCCCUCCUGCUUUCCUCCCCCUGUCUUCCCCUUGUCCUCGCCUCCCCCUGUCUCCCCCUCCCCCUCAUCUCCUCCCCCCUUCUCCCCCUCUUCCUCCUCUCCUCCCCCUGUCUUCCCCUUGUCCUCUCCUCCCCCCUUCUCCCCCUCCUCUCCUCCCCCCUUCUCCCCCUCUUCCUCCUCUCCUCCCCCUGUCUCCCCCAGGCCCACCCAGUCUCCCCCCAAGCAGACCCUGUUCUCCCCCUGUGUGGACGUGUAUCAGCUUGUCCCCCACACCUACAGGAGCGAGGGAGAGGAGGAGGAGGAAGAGCAGGAGGAAGUUGGGGCUGAUGAGAGUCAAUACCGCCACCGUCGUCUGACCGGGGACUCAGGCAUCGAGGUGUGUCGCUGUCAGGUUGAGGAAGACGAGGAGGAGGAGGAAGAGGAGGAGAGAGAGGAGGAAGCGGGGGAAGGGAGGAGAGGAGGAGGGGGGGAUGAAGGAGAGGAGGGGGUGAGCGAGCUCCAUGACAGCCUGGACUGUCCGGUUAGAGGUCAGGGGUCAGGGGAGGGACUAACCCUGUGUAGCCCCGCCCCAGGAGACACCCCGUUGGCUGAGGAGGAUUCUGUGGUGAUCAUCAUGGAGAGCGUGUGAUGGACAGCUGAGCGGAGUCAGUGGACUAAACCAUUUUCAUCCUGAACGGGGGGGGGGGGGGUCCAAGUGAACGGAAAAACCCCCCACAACAACAACUUUGUAAAACUGUUUUAUUAGGUUCCACAACACUGGGGAUCCUGAACAUAGCUCUGAUGUGUGGAUCAGACACAGGAGGGCCCAACAUGAGGCUCCUGUCCUGAGCUACAGGAGAUACAGUCAAGAUGGUUCACUGGUUCUGUGGAGGGAUUUAGCACAGAGGCAGAUUAUUUUGGCGUCUGACACAAAUGGUACUCUAUAAAAUAGUGGACUACUUUUGAUCAGGGGCAUACUCUAUCCCCUAUCCCCUAUCCCCUACAUAGUGCACUACUUUUGAUCAGAGGCAUACUCUACCCCCGACAUAGUGCACUACUUUUGACCAGAUCCCACAUAGGGAGCUGUGGAAAAGGGUUCCAUUUGAGACUGUGUGUGCCUGGUCAUAGUGUUGUUAAUCUAACCUGGUCGUUAAUAUAACCUGGUCGUGGUGUUGUUAAUCUAACCUGGUCGUUAAUAUAACCUGGUUGUAGUGUUGUUAAUCUAACCUGGUCGUAGUGUUGUUAAUCUAACCUGGUUGUAGUGUUGUUAAUCUAAUCUGGUCGUUAAUCUAACCUGGUCGUAGUGUUGUUAAUCUAACCUGGUUGCAGUGUUGUUAAUCUAACCUGGUUGUAGUGUUGUUAAUCUAACCUGGUCGUUAAUAUAACCUGGUCGUUAAUCUAACCUGGUUGUAGUGUUGUUAAUCUAACCUGGUCGUAGUGUUGUUAAUCUAACCUGGUUGUAGUGUUGUUAAUCUAAUCUGGUCGUUAAUCUAACCUGGUCGUAGUGUUGUUAAUCUAACCUGGUUGUAGUGUUGUUAAUCUAACCUGGUUGUAGUGUUGUUAAUCUAAUCUGGUCGUUAAUCUAACCUGGUUGUAGUGUUGUUAAUCUAACCUGGUCGUAGUGUUGUUAAUGUAACCUGGCCGUAGUGUUGUUAAUCUAACCUGGUCGUUAAUCUAACCUGGUUGUAGUGUUGUUAAUCUAACCUGGUCGUAGUGUUGUUAAUCUAACCUGGCCGUAGUGUUGUUAAUCUAACCUGGUCGUUAAUCUAACCUGGUCGUAGUGUUGUUAAUCUAACCUGGUCGUAGUGUUGUUAAUCUAACCUGGUCAUAGUGUUGUUAAUAUAACCUGUUGUAGUGUUGUUAAUCUAACCUGGUCGUAGUGUUGUUAAUCUAACCUGGUCAUAGUGUUGUUAAUAUAACCUGUUGUAGUGUUGUUAAUCUAAUCUGGUCGUAGUGUUGUUUAUCUAACCUGGUCGUAGUGUUGUUAAUCUAACCUGGUCGUAGUGUUGUUAAUCUAACCUGGUCGUAGUGUUGUUAAUGGUUCAGUUAUCCUGGAGAUAAAGAUCUGUUACUUUACAACCCGGUCUAGAAAGACAUUACAACCUGGUCUAGAGAGACAUUACAACCUGGUCUAGAGAGACAUUACAACCUGGUCUAGAGAGACACUAGAACCUGGUCUAGAGAGACACUACAACCCGGUCUAGAAAGACAUUACAACCUGGUCUAGAGAGACACUACAACCUGGUCUACAGAGACACUACAACCUGGUCUAGAGAGACACUACAGAGAUACUACAACCUGGUCUACAGAGACACUACAACCUGGUCUAGAAAGACAUUACAACCCGGUCUAGAGAGACAUUACAACCUGGUCUAGAGAGACACUACAACCUGGUCUAGAGAGACACUACAGAGAUACUACAACCUGGUCUAGAGAGACACUACAACCUGGUCUAGAGAGACACUACAACCUGGUCUAGAGAGACAUUACAACCUGGUCUACAGAGACACUACAACCUGGUCUAGAGAGACACUACAACCUGGUCUAGAGAGACACUAGAGAGACACUACAACCUGGUCUACAGAGACACUACAACCUGGUCUAGAGAGACACUACAGAGACACUACAACCUGGUCUAGAGAGACACUACAACCUGGUCUAGAGAGACACUACAGAGACACUACAACCUGGUCUAGAGAGACACUACAGAGACACUACAACCUGGUCUAGAGAGACACUACAGAGACACUACAACCUGGUCUAGAGAGACACUACAACCUGGUCUAGAGAGACACUACAACCUGGUCUAGAGAGACACUACAACCUGGUCUACAGAGAUACUACAACCUGGUCUAGAGAGACACUACAGAGACACUACAACCUGGUCUACAGAGACACUACAACCUGGUCUAGAGAGACACUACAACCUGGUCUAGAGAGACACUACAACCUGGUCUAGAGAGACACUACAACCUGGUCUAGAGAGACACUACAACCUGGUCUACAGAGACACUACAACCUGGUCUACAGAGACACUACAACCUGGUCUAGAGAGACACUACAGAGACACUACAACCUGGUCUAGAGAGACACUACAACCUGGUCUAGAGAGACACUACAACCUGGUCUAGAGAGACACUACAGAGACACUACAACCUGGUCUAGAGAGACACUACAACCUGGUCUAGAGAGACACUACAACCUGGUCUAGAGAGACACUACAACCUGGUCUAGAGAGACACUACAACCUGGUCUAGAGAGACACUACAACCUGGUCUACAGAGAUACUACAACCUGGUCUAGAGAGACACUACAGAGACACUACAACCUGGUCUACAGAGACACUACAACCUGGUCUAGAGAGACACUACAACCUGGUCUAGAGAGACACUACAACCUGGUCUAAAAAGACACUACAACCUGGUCUAGAGAGACACUACAACCUGGUCUACAGAGACACUACAGAGACACUACAACCUGGUCUACAGAGACACUACAACCUGGUCUAGAGAGACACUACAACCUGGUCUACAGAGACACUACAACCUGGUCUACAGAGACACCACAACCUGGUCUAGAGAGACACUACAGAGACACUACAGAGACACUACAGAGACACUACAGAGACACUACAGAGACACUACAGAGACACUACAGAGACACUACAACACAAAGAGAGGAGAGAAGACAAACUCUCUGUCUCUCUCGCGUCAGAUCAGAACAAUGCAUGUUAUGUGGCCUGUGUUUGAACUCAGUGUCACAAUGGUCCCCUCAGUCCCCCGGACACACACACCGACCAUUUCACCGCCUGUAGUUCUGUUAACAUCACUAGCUCUGUCUCUCUCAUAGUAACCAUAGUAACAGUGUAUAACACCAGCCAAUAGCAAGGCAAUAACCUGACUACCAUGUGACUAAACCUGCUGUGGAACUCUGGGUAGUGUAGUGUGACAGUGUGACUCCACCGGACCAGACAGGGAUCUUGUCAGUGUGUCUAUCUGACUGUAGUAGUGUUCAUGUUUUAGAACGGACAGGAUCCACAGGAAUGUUCUAGAACUGACAGGGUCCACAGGAAUGUUCUAGAACGGACAGGAUCCACAGGAAUGUUCUAGAACGGACAGGAUCCACCGGAAUGUUCUAGAACUGACAGGGUCAACAGGAAUGUUCUAGAACUGACAGGGUCAACAGGAAUGUUCUAGAACGGACAGGAUCCACAGGAAUGUUCUAGAACUGCCAGGGUCAACAGGAAUGUUCUAGAACUGACAGGGUCAACAGGAAUGUUCUAGAACUGCCAGGGUCAACAGGAAUGUUUUAGAACUGACAGGGUCAACAGGAAUGUUCUAGAACGUACAGGGUCAACAGGAAUGUUCUAGAACUGCCAGGGUCAACAGGAAUGUUCUAGAACUGACAGGGUCAACAGGAAUGUUCUAGAACGUACAGGGUCAACAGGAAUGUUCUAGAACUGCCAGGGUCAACAGGAAUGUUCUAGAACUGACAGGGUCAACAGGAAUGUUCUAGAACGUACAGGGUCAACAGGAAUGUUCUAGAACUGCCAGGGUCAACAGGAAUGUUCUAGAACUGACAGGGUCAACAGGAAUGUUCUAGAACGGACAGGGUCAACAGGAAUGUUCUAGAACUGCCAGGGUCAACAGGAAUGUUUUAGAACUGACAGGGUCAACAGGAAUGUUCUAGAAUGGACAGGGUCAACAGGAAUGUUCUAGAACGGACAGGAUCCACAGGAAUGUUCUAGAACUGCCAGGGUCAACAGGAAUGUUCUAGAACUGACAGGGUCAACAGGAAUGUUCUAGAAUGGACAAGGUCAACAGGAAUGUUCUAGAAUGAACAGGGUCAACAGGAAUGUUCUAGAACUGCCAGGGUCAACAGGAAUGUUCUAGAACGGACAGGGUCAACAGGAAUGUUCUAGAACUGACAAGGUCAACAGGAAUGUUCUAGAACUGACAGGGUCAGCAGGAAUGUUCUAGAACGGACAGGGUCAACAGGAAUGUUCUAGAAUGGACAGGGUCAACAGGAAUGUUCUAGAACUGACAGGGUCAACAGGAAUGUUCUAGAACUGACAGGGUCAACAGGAAUGUUCUAGAAUGGACAGGGUCAACAGGAAUGUUCUAGAACUGACAGGAUCCACAGGAAUGUUCUAGAAUGGACAGGGUCAACAGGAAUGUUCUAGAACUGACAGGGUCAACAGGAAUGUUCUAGAACGGACAGGGUCAACAGGAAUGUUCUAGAACUGACAAGGUCAACAGGAAUGUUCUAGAACUGCCAGGGUCAACAGGAAUGUUCUAGAACUGCCAGGGUCAACAGGAAUGUUCUAGAACUCUGUUGACCACUAGAAUCUACAUGACUGAUUCUAGUCCAGAGUUCUGCAGGACCAGAAGACAUUUUUAUAUCCAGAGUGUUUCAGAGCACCUCGUUCUCGCCAGCUUGACCUUCAGAUGCUGCAGUUCAGCAGAGAAGAACUCAGAACCAGAGUGUGUCUGUGUUCAACUGCACCUACAGCUCACAUUGCCCUCAAGCCAUGGGAUACACUACAAGACAUUUAGAAUCCUAACGCCGGUUAAAAGUCACAUUUAAGGAUCACCGUUCAUUAAGUCCUGAGUCUUGUUUCCUAACAGUGUGCUGUGCUCAUUUAACAACAUGGCUAACAUACGGGAGAAACACAAGGUGCUGUGAUCUUCUAGCUCGUGUCCGUCUGGCUGUAGAGGCUCUGUACAGAAGGAGAGUUGUAUCUUUCUACCAUGGAGGAACAGAGGGAGUUUUACUGAGAGAACACCCAUGACGUCACUAGGUCAAACAGCCAGUAAACCAGCCAGUCAGGCAGUCAGUCAGUAAAAAAAGUCAGCCAGUAAACUAUCCAGCCAGUCAGUAAAUUAGCCAGUCAGUAAAACAACCAGUAAACCAGUCAGUCAGUAAAGCAGUCAGUCAGUCAGUAAACCAGUCAGUCAGUCAGUAAACCAGCCAGUCAGUAAAUUAGCCAGUCAGUAAAACAACCAGUAAACCAGUCAGUCAGUAAACCAAUCAGUCAGUCAGUAAACCAGUCAGUCAGAAACCCAGCCAGUCAGAAAAACAAGUCUACCAGCCAGUCAGUCAGUAAACCAGCCAGUCAGUGAACCAGUCUACCUGCCAGUCACUCAGUAAACCAGUCUACCAGCCAGUCAGUCAGUAAACCAGUCUGCCAGCCGGUCAGUCAGUAAACCAGUCUGCCAGCCGGUCAGUCAGUAAACCAGUCUGCCAGCCGGUCAGUCAGUAAACCAGUCAGUCAGUAAAUUAGUCUACCAGCCAGUCAGUCAGUAAAGCAGUCUGCCAGCCAGCCAGUCAGUCAGUAAACCAGUCAGUCAGUAAACCAGUCAGUAAACCAGUCAGUCAGUAAACCAGUCUGCCAGCCGGUCAGUCAGUAAACCAGUCUGCCAGCCGGUCAGUCAGUAAGCCAGUCUGCCAGCCGGUCAGUCAGUAAACCAGUCAGUCAGUAAACCAGUCAGUCAGUAAACCAGUCAGUAAACCAGUCAGUCAGUAAGCCAGUCUGCCAGCCGGUCAGUCAGUAUACCAGUCUGCCAGCCGGUCAGUCAGUAAACCAGUCUGCCAGCCGGUCAGUCAGUAUUCUGCCUACAUGUUGCAGUAUUCUCCCUACUCACAUACAUUAUAUCUGCAUUCCCAAUGGCCCCCUAUUCCCUUCAUAGUGCACUACUUUAGGCUUGGCCUUAAGGGCCUCUGGUCAGAAGUAGUGCACUAUAGGGAUUAGGUUUCCAUUUGGUCCAUUCCUCUACAGUUUAAACCCAGAGACAUGCCCAAGCACACAGGCAUACUGUAGUUCUAGGAGAGAGUGUAGCAGUGUUUGUUUAGGAACUACAGAUCCCAGCAUGUCCUCUGUUACCAGACUGUGGGAGCGUUCUUUUAGGAACUACAGAUCCCAGCAUGUCCUCUGUUACCAGACUGUGGGAGCGUUCUUUUAGGAACUACAGAUCCCAGCAUGUCCUCAGUUACCAGACUGUGGGAGCGUUCGUUUAGGAACUACAGAUCCCAGCAUGUCCUCUGUUACCAGACUGUGGGAGCGUUCGUUUAGGAACUACAGAUCCCAGCAUGUCCUCAGUUACCAGACUGUGGGAGCGUUCGUUUAGGAACUACAGAUCCCAGCAUGUCCUCUGUUACCAGACUGUGGGAGCGUUCGUUUAGGAACUACAGAUCCCAGCAUGUCCUCUGUUACCAGACUGUGGGAGCGUUCGUUUAGGAACUACAGAUCCCAGCAUGUCCUCUGUUACCAGACUGUGGGAGCGUUCGUUUAGGAACUACAGAUCCCAGCAUGUCCUCUGUUACCAGACUGUGGGAAUGUGACUCGAUGACAGCGGAUCAUGAGGAAAACGGAGACUUAUUGAAUAUCAUAUGGCGUUCUGAUUUUGUUGCUAUUUUUGUUGUUUACAACAUAUGAUGUUGCUCCCCAGGAGUUUACAGUAUCAUAUCUCCAUGGAAACUGUCCUUGUGGUUUUUACAGAUCCCAGCCUCGUCCUAGUCUGGUCCCAGAUCUAUUGAAUACAAACAGUUAGCUAGACAGCAGAACCGGUCAAGAACCAGGCUCAUCCAGCUAGUACAUUCGGUCCCACAUUUCCCUCUCAGAGUCACUUAAAGGGCCGGUCUGGGAUUUAAAGAGCCGGUCUGGGAUUUAAAGGGCCGGUCUGGGAUUUAAAGAGCCGGUCUGGGAUUUAAAGAGCCAGUCUGGGAUUUAAAGAGCCGGUCUGGGAUUUAAAGGGCCGGUCUGGGAUUUAAAGGGCCGGUCUGGGAUUUAAAGGGCCAGUCUGGAAUUUAAAGGGCCAGUCUGGGAUUUAAAGGGCCGGUCUGGGAUUUAAAGGGCCGGUCUGGGAUUUAAAGGGCCGGUCUGGGAUUUAAAGUGCCGGUCUGGGAUUUAAAGGGCCGGUCUGGGAUUUAAAGAGCCAGUCUGGGAUUUAAAGGGCCGGUCUGAGAUUUAAAGAGCCGGUCUGGGAUUUAAAGAGCCAGUCUGGGAUUUAAAGGGCCGGUCUGGGAUUUAAAGGGCCGGUCUGAGAUUUAAAGGGCCGGUCUGGAAUUUAAAGAACCAGUCUGGGAUUUAAAGGGCCCGUGUGGGAUUUAAAGGGCUGGUCUGGGAUUUAAAGAGCCAGUCUGGGAUUUAAAGUGCCGGUCUGUGAUUUAAAGGGCCGGUCUGGGAUUUAAAGGGCCGGUCUGAGAUUUAAACGGCCAAUCUGGGAUUUAAACGGCCAAUCUGGGAUUUAAAGGUCCACUCCUGUGGUAUGGUUUGUGUAACAGAGGUGUUGUUACUACAGUCUGCUCCCAGACCAGUUGUUACUAUAGAUAUCUGUUGAUUAGAGAGUAACCCUCUGUGUCUGUCUGUGUCCUAAAUCAGCCUGUCUAUAUACUGUACGUCUGCCUGAUAAUAAAUAUCUAAACUAUACUAAACUAACUCCUAUCAGUAGUCUCUGUGAUGGUUAAAUGGAACCAUAAAGAUAUAUUUCAUUAGGUUAUCAUCAUUUAUUGGUUUGAUUAUGGACAUUUAAAACAUUGAAUUAAAACAUUGAAUUAAAACAUUGAAUUAAAACAUUGAA
Molecule: messenger RNA, 11139 nt
Organism: Salvelinus fontinalis (brook trout)
Lineage: Eukaryota; Metazoa; Chordata; Actinopteri; Salmoniformes; Salmonidae
Product: cell surface glycoprotein 1-like
Exons: 5
Coding region: 546-3209 (887 amino acids)
Source: RefSeq, a predicted model, not a curated record